Messenger RNA from Rhodamnia argentea, 663 nucleotides. RefSeq names its product disease resistance protein L6-like. The record is from RefSeq and is a predicted model, not a curated record. The transcript is spliced from 2 exons. NCBI's taxonomy places the organism in Eukaryota, Viridiplantae, Streptophyta, Magnoliopsida, Myrtales, Myrtaceae. The coding region runs from base 1 to 663 and encodes 220 amino acids. Gene Ontology annotation, biological process: signal transduction.
AUGGCGAACUCAGAGGCAGGAACGAGCCGCGAUGUUGAACGAGCGACAGGAGAGGAGUACCAAGUGUUCCUGAGCUUCAGAGGUCCCGAUACCCGUUACGGAUUCACGGACUACCUCUACCAUGGCUUGGUAAAUGCAGGAGUCCGCGUAUUCAGUGACGAAGAUGAGCUCCGCGUCGGCAAAGUGAUCGGUGGAAACCUUCUGUGUGCUAUCAAUAACUCAAUGAUCUACAUAUCCAUCUUCUCCCGGACCUAUGCUUUCAGCAAAUGGUGCCUCCGUGAACUCGCGCACAUAAUAGCCAACGUAUCUAAGUUGAAGGAUAGAAAAAGCAUCCUCCCCAUUUUUUGCGACGUGGAACUUGAGGAUGUUAAAUUUAAGACUCCACGAUACAGCGAUGCUUUGUUGGAACAUGGGAACAACUAUCCCGACGAAGUCAAGGCAUGGAGAGAGGCUCUUGCAGAGGUGGAUGAAAUCAAGGGAGGGAACGUGAAUCAUAUGAGAUGCUUAAGAUGGAUGAUACUCUUGAGAAGGCCCACACUGGUGCUGACUCUGUGCCCUCCGAGCCCCUGGGACGACUUGAACUCGCAAUUGCAGAAAGUCGACAAUUCUGGAUUUCGCUACACUGCUAGAUGGUGGACGAAGGAAGAAGAAGAUGCAACGUAA